GAAACAGUUGUGCGAAAGGGGAGGUCGUUAUGGUUGGAAAAACGUUAAUGUUGUGUGUAGUGUUAGUUGCUCUGGUUGAAUUAACUCGGAGUUAUCCACAACCGAGAAUAACCAAACGUUAUUUAUUUUCAUCGUUUUUUAAAAGAAACCCCUAUAUGCUACGAGCGAGUCAAAUAGAAAACCCAAAGGAAAACCAAUGCGUUUGUAUGAAUGGGAGAUAUUGCGAAGGAACUAUUAACUCUGAUGUUCAAUGCCCAUCAAGUUAUACUCAAGUUUGUUGCAUUAAACCCGAACCAGACAAUAAGAAUGUGCCGCACUACAGUGAUGUCGAUGACCACUUCGAUUCCUUCGAAUACGAUAAUCCAGCGUUAGAUAUUCCUGGUAUGGAAGAAAUUAUAACACACUAAUAUGUAGCUACAACUGUAUAAAUUACUAUUUGAUUGGAAUUAUUUAGACUAAAACUUUAUUUUUUAAUACAUAGAACGUUAAUGUACAUUUUAUUAUACGGAGUGACAAUUUAAAAACUUACAUUAGCUAUAUCUCAUGAAAUUGAUUAAAAGCAUUUCUAGAAUACUUAAAUGACAAAAUACCAAACUCACUCUCAUCAAAAUAAAAAUGAAAUGAAACAAAUGUUCAUAAUGUAUACUUAUUUUUUGUUUCUGGAGUAGUAAUCUAUAAUAUUCCGGAACUUUAAAAAAAUACCAUCUGAUUUCUAUAGUAUAAUAAAUAAUA
This is a messenger RNA of Psylliodes chrysocephalus, 732 nucleotides long. NCBI's taxonomy places the organism in Eukaryota, Metazoa, Arthropoda, Insecta, Coleoptera, Chrysomelidae. The record is from the annotation of a GenBank genome assembly.